AUGCAGGGUCUGAGCUCCAGGGCCCACGCGUUUUCGGUGGAGUCGCUGGUCGGGAAACCCUGCAAGAGGAUGAAAGUGUCGGAGGGACAAGAGUCAAGUUCAGCUGGAGACACCGGCGGCGACACGAGCAUCUUCACCGGCCUGCAUGAGUAUCCAGUCAGCCAGCUGAAGAAAGCAGGUUCAGCACCGAGGGGGCCGGAGGAGACCUCGUGUGACCCGCAGAGACAGACUGCAGGGUCAGGGGUUGAGGGGGCCCCUGACCCAGAUGGAGGGGAGAACAAGCCCGAGGAGAACGGCUCCCGCCUGGACAGAGAGGUGCAAGUAGAGCUGCAGGGCUCCGAGCUGUGGAAGAGAUUCUAUGAGAUCGGCACCGAGAUGAUCAUCACUAAAGCUGGGAGGAGAAUGUUUCCCUCAGUGCGCGUCAAGGUGCGCAACCUGGACCCGUGCCAGCAGUAUUACAUCGCGAUGGACGUCAUGCCCGUGGACUCCAAACGCUACAGGUAUGUGUACCACAGCUCGCAGUGGAUGGUGGCUGGAAACACGGACCACUCCUGCAUCUCUCCCCGGCUCUACGUGCACCCGGACUCGCCGUGCGCAGGAGAGACGUGGAUGCGCCAGGUCAUCAGCUUUGACCGGGUCAAACUCACCAACAAUGAGAUGGACGAUAAGGGACAUAUUAUUCUUCAGUCGAUGCAUAAAUACAAGCCACGAGUGCACGUCAUCCGGCACGACUCUCGGAUGGACUUGUCUCAGAUCCAGUCGCUUCCUGCUGAGGGAGUGCACAGCUUCUCCUUCGCAGAAACUGAAUUCACCACAGUCACGGCCUAUCAGAAUCAACAGAUCACAAAACUGAAGAUCGAUAGGAACCCGUUUGCCAAGGGCUUCAGAGAUCCAGGAAGGAACAGAGGGGUGUUGGAUGGCUUAUUGGAGUCAUAUCCCUGGAGAGGCCCUCUCAGCUUGGACUUCAAGCCAUUCACCAUACAGCUCCAGGGGAGCUCAGGGUCGCCAGCCAGCAGUGUGAAGAGCCUCCUCCCUUUCUCCUCAUCCUCAUCCCUUAACCCGUUCUCCGUCUCUGCGCUCUCCUGCCAGGAUGCCGCUCUCCACACGCUCGCUCUCCCCCUCUACAGCAAGACCUCACCCAGCAUCUCCCCGCUGCCUGGCCGAGCCUUCUCCGCUCUGGGAGCAGACAGACUGAGAGGCCUGCCCCCGCUCUCUCCGCUAACAGACCUCCCGCUCCUCUCUGCUCUGCAGGGGAAGAAACCUCCCCACUCUAGGGAACCCUGUCUUCACGGGCCUCCGGGGAGCUCCCCCUGCCUCAUCCCCAUGCACAGCCCCCUCAGCUCGCAGGGGCCUUCUCUCCUCCCUCAUCACUCUGACACUGCGGGCCCUUACUGUCUUUACCACUACAGCUUCCCCCUGAACCCCCAACUUACAGCUAUUUCCCGGCAUGCCAAGCUAGCUGAAGACACCACAGACUGUCUCCUGCGCCAGUCUCCGUGGCUCCCGACCACCAACCACUGCCUCUGA
Messenger RNA from Xiphias gladius (swordfish), 1527 nucleotides. It is a transcript of the gene tbx22, whose product is annotated as T-box transcription factor 22. Gene Ontology annotation, molecular function: RNA polymerase II cis-regulatory region sequence-specific DNA binding; DNA-binding transcription factor activity, RNA polymerase II-specific. The record is from RefSeq and is a predicted model, not a curated record. The transcript has 8 exons. Gene Ontology annotation, biological process: positive regulation of DNA-templated transcription; cell fate specification; regulation of transcription by RNA polymerase II. Lineage: Eukaryota; Metazoa; Chordata; Actinopteri; Istiophoriformes; Xiphiidae. Bases 1 to 1527 code for a protein of 508 amino acids. Gene Ontology annotation, cellular component: nucleus.